AUGGCAGAAUCUGAACAGAAUUAUCCCCCUAGGGUCUGUCGCAUCUGUCUAGAGACAGUAUUGCCGACCUUUCAACCCUCGGAAUUCCUACAGAAGCCCCGAGUGGUGUACGAGUCCUCCGACCCAGAGCUUGGCCGUCUCUUGCGUCCAUGUCAUUGCAAAGGCUCCUCGCGUUAUGUCCAUGAGGGUUGCCUGCAAUCAUGGCGCCAUGCCGACCCUAAGUACGCGACAAGAAACUUCUGGCAAUGUCCAACCUGUGGCUUCCAGUAUCGCCUCGGCCGUCUGACUUGGGCACGAUGGAUCAGUAGCGCAUCCAUGCAGCUCUUCCUCACUAUCGCCAUCCUUUUGUUUACCGUAUUCAUCCUUGGAUUCAUUGCUGACCCUAUCAUUGACUUUUACCUCGGCCCCGUGGAUGUCUACGAAAUAGUUGACGACUCCUCUUGGUUGGAACACUUCAUCAAAGGACUGACCUCCCUGGGCCUGUUGUCACUUAUCAAGGCCAUCUUUGCAUUGUCACCCUUCCCUUGGAACAUGCGCUCUGUGGUUAGCGGCCGUAAUGGAGGCCGCAACCGAGCUGCCCAACUGAACUGGCUAGUGAUCCUGGUUGGCGUUGGUAGUUUCCUCUGGGCUGUCUACAAAGGCGUCCGGUCAUGGAGUAGACGCACGCUAGAAAAGGCGGGCGAGAGAGUGAUGGAUGUGCCACUCCCCGACGAUGAGGAGGAAGAUAGUAAAGAAGAUUGA
Molecule: messenger RNA, 741 nt
Organism: Penicillium antarcticum
Lineage: Eukaryota; Fungi; Ascomycota; Eurotiomycetes; Eurotiales; Aspergillaceae
Product: E3 ubiquitin-protein ligase MARCH
Exons: 2
Coding region: 1-741 (246 amino acids)
Molecular function (GO): zinc ion binding
Source: RefSeq, a predicted model, not a curated record